Messenger RNA from Cutaneotrichosporon oleaginosum, 1109 nucleotides. RefSeq lists its product as uncharacterized. NCBI's taxonomy places the organism in Eukaryota, Fungi, Basidiomycota, Tremellomycetes, Trichosporonales, Trichosporonaceae. The record is from RefSeq and is a predicted model, not a curated record.
GUCAUCUUCCUCCUCAUCCACCCCCCUCGUCUUUCUUCACCCCUUUUGCACUCCGCGUCCGCUAUUGUUUGCCCCUACGAUGGGUUCAAAACUCCGCCUCUCUGAUGGCUUCGACGGCGCUGUCUCCACGACGUCGGGCAACGGUAACUCGAGCUCGCCGUCCUCGUCCGUCUCCGCAGUGUCCGAUCAUCUGCCAUCCCAAUCUUCGCCCUUUCUCUUCCCCCGACGUUAUUACACCCAUCCGGAGUCGAUGCCACGGUGGCCCCUCUGUAACAAGCCGUUCAACAUCUACCAGCGAUCCAUGUGGGCCGCGCGCCUCGCGUCCGACAAGUGGCGCCAGGCGGAGGAGGCGGGUGACUCAUACGCUUUGGUCGCGGAGGAUCUGUUCUCAUGCGCUGUGCUGGACUCGGCGCUGGAUCGGCUGAUCGCUUCGAGGAAGACGCCAUGGCCGCCGCUCGAUGCGGAGACUGACAACCCGGUCUUGAAGGCUUCUUUUGACCGCCCGAAGAAGCAGCUGUCAUAUGCGAGGUGGAUGCACCUCGUCGACCUCUUCAUCUGCAAGGCGUACGCUGCGGCGAUCAGCACGCUUCCGGGAAAAAUGGCGUUGCGGGCCCCGCCACUCUCCGGGCCUGUUUACGAGCUGUGCCGGCCGACCCUCCUGGCCCAAUGGACGUCCCCAGACGAUUCGAUCCGUCGCCCACCGCACCCCGAACCGAAGCCGCCCUCCAUCAACAUACUGGGACGGUUCGACCCGCUGAGUCCUACGAACAAGGGGAAUGUCGAACAAAUGAUCAAGAAGAUCGUCACGGAAUGCGAGCCCGAGUUCUCCCGCGCAAGCAGCCAUCGCGCGCGGAAUGUGGCGGCGAAUAGUGCCGCGGCGCCGCGCCAGGUGGAUGAGGAGGAUGAGUCCGACGCCGACGACGAUGGCGAUGACGAGUCGCGUGAAGAGUACGACGUCACGGCGACGCGGCGUGUGACGCUAGGGGAGUUGCGGGUGAGGGAGGCUAGGGCCAAGCUCGCAUUUGAGGCGGCGCAGACGCUGUAGAUGUGGUAGUUUUUGUACAUCACCGCCACCACCGUAUGCAAGGGCCAUCGAGCGUGUGCCAAAC